Molecule: messenger RNA, 1029 nt
Organism: Acanthosepion pharaonis
Lineage: Eukaryota; Metazoa; Mollusca; Cephalopoda; Sepiida; Sepiidae
Source: the annotation of a GenBank genome assembly
AUGCUAGCCUCACGAAAUUUAAACAGGCAACUAUAUCGCCUUUUCAACGAGCUGAUACUUAACAUUCUGUUCGUGCUUGCGGAUAUCGGUGCAGUAGAAAAAAAAGGAUCCGCUAAUGAUACUGAAAACAAACCUCCAAACUCUGUGACUAGCACUGCAGAGGGGGAUGCAGCUGGAACACAAAAGCCAAAGAUUAAAUGGUCUCUAAAUGAUUUUGAUAUUGGAAAACCUCUUGGUAAAGGAAAAUUUGGCAAUGUUUACUUGGCUCGUGAGAAACGUAGCAAAUUUAUUGUUGCUUUGAAGGUAUUGUUUAAAUCUCAGUUGCAAUCUGCUGGUGUUGAACAUCAGUUGAGAAGAGAGAUUGAAAUUCAGUCUCAUUUAAGGCAUCCACAUGUUCUUCGUUUAUAUGGAUAUUUUCAUGAUAAGACCAGAGUGUAUUUGAUCUUGGAAUAUGCUCCCCAAGGAGAAUUGUACAAAGAGUUGCAGAAAGCAAAUCGUUUUGAUGAUAAAAGAGCAGCAACAUACAUUGCACAGAUGGCUCAUGCCCUUCAAUAUUGCCACAAAAAGAGAGUGAUCCACAGAGACAUUAAACCCGAAAACAUUUUGCUAGGAUUAAAAGGAGAACUAAAAAUAGCUGACUUUGGCUGGUCUGUUCAUGCUCCCACAUCUAGACGUAAUACUUUGUGUGGUACAUUAGAUUAUUUACCACCAGAGAUGAUAGAGAGUCGACCACAUGAUGAAAAAGUUGACUUGUGGAGUCUUGGCGUCUUAUGUUAUGAAUUCCUUGUUGGCAAACCCCCCUUUGAAGCUGAAGGCCAUUCUGAAACUUACAAGAGGAUUACAAAAGUAAAAUAUCAAGUUCCUGCAUAUGUGUCUGAAGGUGCAGCAGAUCUUAUUGCUAAAUUACUGAGACAUGAUCCUCAUCAGAGAUUGUCACUGGAAGGUGUCAUGAAGCAUCCAUGGAUCCAGAAAAAUUGUACCACACCAAUUCCAGUACUUCCUCCAGGUGUCCACUUACCAGUGCAAUAA